This is a messenger RNA of Clarias gariepinus (North African catfish), 2586 nucleotides long. RefSeq names its product phosphate cytidylyltransferase 1A, choline a (gene pcyt1aa). Gene Ontology annotation, cellular component: endoplasmic reticulum. The coding region runs from base 122 to 1351 and encodes 409 amino acids. The record is from RefSeq and is a predicted model, not a curated record. NCBI's taxonomy places the organism in Eukaryota, Metazoa, Chordata, Actinopteri, Siluriformes, Clariidae. The transcript has 8 exons. Gene Ontology annotation, biological process: CDP-choline pathway. Gene Ontology annotation, molecular function: phosphatidylcholine binding; choline-phosphate cytidylyltransferase activity.
CCUGAGCUGUCAGGGAAAAGCAGGGCUGAGUGUGUGUGUGUGUCUGAGUGUGUGUGUGUGUGAGAGAGAGAGAGAGAAAAGCGACGAGAACAGGACGAGGGAUCGAGAGGACUUUUUGGGAAUGGACGCUCACGCUUCAUCACACUCUCUCUCGCGGAAGAGGAGAAGAGACGACUCGAACGGGGAGACAGAGGAAGGAGACGCCGCGGUCAGAUUUAAACGGCACACCGUGGCUCUGAGAGACCCGGCUCCGUAUGCUGAUCAGCUGGACUCACUGAAGGAUCGUCCGUAUAAACGCGUCACCAUGGAGGAGGCUCGCAGGGGGACACCACCCGACAGGCCGGUGAGGGUGUACGCCGACGGCAUCUUCGACAUGUUCCACUCAGGACACGCCCGCGCCCUCAUGCAGGCCAAAGCCCUCUUCCCCAACACACACCUCAUCGUUGGAGUAUGCAGUGACGACCUCACACACAAGCUGAAAGGCUUCACGGUGAUGAACGAGGAGGAGCGCUACGACGCCGUCACACACUGCCGCUACGUGGACGAGGUGGUGCGCAACGCGCCCUGGACCCUCACGACCGACUUCCUCACCAAACACCGGAUCGACUUUGUCGCUCAUGAUGAUAUCCCGUACUCAUCAGAAGAUAGUGAUGAUGUGUACAAACACAUCAAAGAGGCAGGCAUGUUUGCUCCGACGCAGCGCACUGAGGGUAUCUCCACCUCCGACAUCAUCACGCGCAUCGUCCGCGACUACGACGUGUACGUGAGGAGAAACCUGCAGCGCGGCUACACGGCCAAAGAACUCAACGUCAGCUUCAUCAACGUGAGUCUCCUCCUCACCCUGAACCGUUUUUUAUCUCUCUCUCUCUCUCUCUCUCACACACACACGUAUAUGUUUGCGUUCCACACGCAGGAGAAGAAGUACCACCUGCAGGAGCGCGUGGAUAAGGUGAAGCAGAAGGUGCGAGACGUGGAGGAGAAGAGCAAGGAGUUUGUGCAGAAGGUGGAGGAGAAGAGCAUCGACCUGAUCCAGAAGUGGGAGGAGAAAUCCCGCGAGUUCAUCGGAAACUUCCUGCAGAUGUUCGGCCCCGAGGGGGCGCUGAAGCACAUGCUGAAAGAAGGGAAGGGCCGCAUGCUGCAGGCCAUCAGUCCUCGUCAGAGCCCGAGCAGCAGCCCGACCCGCGAGCGCUCGCCCUCGCCCACCUUCCGCCUCCCGUUCUUCACCAGGACCUCGCCGCCCGCCUCACCCCGCGCCAAGCGCCCACGCCAUGACAUCACUACCCAUGGGCAGAACAUCAGCGAGGAUGAGGAGGAGGAGGACGAGGAGGACGAGGAGGAGGACGAAGAUUAGGAGGGUAGCACAGGACUGGGUGUGGAAACGCUGAGCGGGGAACGCAUCGCUCCUCUCCAUCUUCCAUCAAGUACGAAACGAGGAACGGAUUUUUAGUUUAAAAAAUACAGCUGCGGCUGUGUGCGUAGUAUCCGUUAGCAUAGCGGAUGACUGCCUGUGUGUGUGUGUGUGUGUCUGUGUGAUGUUACAGCAUGCCAGUAUUCUGGCCGUUUUCUAUAACGAUUCACAUUUUGGGGGAAGUUUUUAAAUUCUGGAGUCGUCCGUCAGUGUGCACAUUCAUUUCAUUUCUCUUCUUUAAACAGUUAUUUUGUCACAUCUCAACGACGACGCUCACUGUACAGCUUUUCAUCUUAAUCAUGCACUUAAUGUGCUGUAAAGACAUAACUAUAUUAAUGCUACUGUUGGACAUCGGUUGCUAUGGUUACAUAAUGGACGCUGUGAUCUCUCUCUGUGCAAUCCAAAUAAUGAGGCCGAGGGCUAAAAUAAAUUAGCCCAUUUUGAUUUAUGAUCGUCGUCAUGGUUACGUAGUAAGAGUACGUAUUAUUAAAUUAAUUUGGAGCUCAGAAAAAAAUGAGAAAACGGCGCAGACCUGGCAGCAAACCACAAAUGAGUAUUUUUAACAUUUUCACAGAAGUAAUGCUGACAUUUAUUAUUAUCUUUCGCUGUAUCGUUAAACCAAACAACACUAAGCUUGACAACACCACUAGGAGGCGCUGAAGUGCACAUGUUAGGUUAGCUAUAGCUAGCCCACUAGUCUUGUAGCAAAAACCGAGCUAUGUUAGCUUCGAGUGCAUUUAAGGCUUUCAGGAUAUUUUAUUAACGCCAAUCACAUAAUUUUUUUUUUUUUCGUAUUAGAUCAUGGACGUCUUGUCAUGUUUGUUUUUUUCUGUUUGUUUAUUUUGUAAAAUUAAGCAUUGAGUAAUGAAGAAAGUGUUUGGAGUUCAGGAACAUCAAAGCAAUCCCAUAAUCCUGGUUACCACACGAGUGUUUGAUGAUGAUGAUGGGACUGUAGUAAUAAUCUGACUCGACGCUGGUGAUGACCUCAGCAGGGUUUAACUGCAGGAUUGUGUACAGCUACUGUAAUAAACCUCACUAGUGAUUUAGUCUCUCACUGCACACACUGGAGUUUCUUCUCUGUCCCAUUACUGUUUCCUUUUGUCUGGUGUCUGUCUGGGUUUCUAAAUGUCUUGCAACACAGAUCAGUGUAACAUGAAUAAAACUCAGAAUUCCUUUUG